UCCAGGUAUCCACAUACAGCAACGAUAUUGUCCUCCAUUGUUGUUUGGGAUUUCUGCCUCCGCUCGCAUCAUAAUCGCCUCACUACUAGAGAAAGCUCCUGAUUGGUUAAAGCGGCGCGAAUUUUCAGCAAAGGUCAUAUGUUUCAACUCGUGUAAAUCACGCGAACGCUCAAUUCGCGCGAUUCGCGUCAUUCGCUUCAUUUGCGCUGCAAGUAGAUCUAUCGCUUCUUUGCAUUGACUUAACAUGUAAAUCACUCGCAAUUAACGUUUCAUUCGCGUUUGGUCUGAACACACCGUUAGAGAUUACAGAAACUGACAAUGGAUAUUAAUAUUCAACCGUGAGGGAGACUCUGUGGAUGUGUCUUUACCCAAUAACAUAAGGAAUUAAAUAUCUCUAUUCAAGAGAUAGUUCAAUCCAAAAAAUGACAUUUCUUUAAUCAUUUACUCACCUUCAUGUCAUUUCAAGCCUGUAUGGCUUUAUUUCUUCUGCAGUGCACAAAGUUAUUUUGAAGAAUGUACACCACUGACACCAAUUGACUUCUAUUCUAUGGUGACAAAACCACUGAAACAUUUCUCAAAAUACAAAAAAGCACGGAAAAGCAUAAACGCCUAAACAUUUUACGAAAAAAACUAAUGAGCACUAAAACUAUAAAAGGAUGCUGUUUGUGAUAUAACGCAGAUGGAGGGUCUGUCAGUGGGUAAGUCACAGAACAUUUCUCACCCACACUCAGAUUUACACAGAGUUCAAGAAUAAUCACACAAGCUUAAUUAACAGAGUUAUGGUUACAGGGGCCCAUGCUGCACCAGCGUCACAGAUCUCGCUGCUUUCUGCUCAGACCACCGGUGAAAUGUGGCUGGUCUUAUUAGCUGAAUACAGAUAAGAGAAACCCUGCUUCUCUUGCAUGGUGAUGUUAUUAUUUUAUCUGCAAGGGGUGGACAACAAGUGGAUAAUGAUAUAAUGUAUAAUGAAACGAAUCUUGUAGAAUGAUGCAAUUUCACUGGCAGAAAUUGCAUGCGCAUGCUAAAGCGAGUAUGUUAUGUUAAAAUACUUCUGUCCGUGUUCAGCUGUAAGUCCUGUUCUCUAUAUUGUGUUUUUGUACCACCUUAAUAUUUUGCAAAGCAUUUCAUUGUACAUUAUAUUAUGUGGUACGUCAGAAAUAAACCUUGAAACCUGUCUGGUCACAGCUGAAGAAGAUGUGGUGUCCAUGGCUGAUUCCACCAUCAGAGUGGAGGACAUUCAGGGGGAGCUGUUUAAAAUCGAGAGGAUAAAAGAUGUGCUGGUUCGGAAGGAGUCCGAGCUCAGAUAUAUGAUGGACGACAUUCAGUUGUGUAACGAGAUCACAAGACUCAAAAAGGAACUGCAGAAACUGGUUUCAAUCCCAGACAAAGACAAGUCCAAUGAGGACCGACAGCGCGAGGAAGACCUCCUACAGCAGAUCCAGAAGCUGGUGGAGACGCGAGACUUUCUGGUGGAUGACUUGGAGUUCGAGCGACUGAGAGAGAGAGAGGAAGAUAAAGAGAUGGCAGAUUUCCUGCAGGCCAAAUUUCCCAACAGGUGCAGCAUGAAACGUCACACUAAGGACACGAGAAUGACGUCCAGAGCUCAGCAAACCUCAUCUCCUUUCGUGACCAAGACGGGCGUCACACUGCUGAAAGAAUGUUGCGGUUUCACCUGCUCCAUCAUGUAGAUUAACACUAGCCAGCGGGAACGUCGCAAUGUUGAGCGGCAUGUAAACAAGCCCUUAGUCCCGUGAUACAUCACAAUAUUUUCAUGCACGCUUUUCGCAUUGAGUAUUAUAACAGACUGCAGUCCAUGACUGACCAGGGGAUGUGAAUAUUAUGCAAAAUAAUAGCUGAUGUAAGAAUCAAUCCAAAUGAAGUUUUAUCAGUGUAAUGAGGUGACACUCUGUGUACAUUUCAACAAUUAAGAAUGAAAAGGCUUAAAGCAGAAGACUAACCUAAGGCUAAACUCCUUUUAGAUGUUGUUAAGCUGUAGCUCAUGCUGUUUUAAUAUUGCAUCAGCUGUUGAACCACAAUGAAUGUCACCACGAAUACGUCACGUUGUCCGUGGUUGUUCAUGCGAAGUUUACCUACAGUUUCAAAUGCAGACUUACUUUAGACAACGUGUGUAGGUGUGUGCACAUAGAAGAGAGAGAGAGAGAGAGAGAGAGAGAGAGAUGGGAGGUAAAGCGAGAGAGAAAGUCAUAUUUUGGAUCACUUGGGACACCAAGUACAUUAAACUGUGUUUAAAAGAGAAUGUAUCAAUUUAAUUUAUGCAUUUAAAGUUGUGAAUGUAAACAAGCUCAUCUGAAUCCCCUGUCAUGUUUUGCUUCGUCAGGAGUUUGUAAAAUAAGUGAAAUAUAGAAAAUGUUAAUGACUAUAACAGUACGGGGACGGCCAAAAACGUUUGUUGAGUUUACUUCAGAUCCUUCAGUUUAUCUUCUCCUGUGGUGCACUGCUCAGUUUAUUUAGAAAAAAUAUGACUGUAGAUUGAAAACACAAACACUAUUUAUAAAAGUGUAUUCAUAAUAGGACUAUAUCUUUCAUCACUGUAAUGUGUGGUUGGUAUUACUUACAAAUGAUAUAUUUGUGAUGCCUUACCUUUGAGAUUAUUUUAACUAAGCAGUGUUUAUUUAAAGCAAGAAAAUAUAUAUUUUACCUUUAAAAGAUUGAUGAGAAAUCAACACUGUGGUGAGAAAUGUCUAUUAAUAAAUUUAAAAUAUGCACACAUAGGCUUCAACAUACUAUGUAUUAUGUGAUUUGAUUGCAGAAUUAUAUUUGUGCGAAUGCUUCUGUUGUGGUUAUAGAUUUUCA
Messenger RNA from Triplophysa dalaica, 2814 nucleotides. RefSeq lists its product as uncharacterized. The transcript is spliced from 5 exons. Bases 1038 to 1688 code for a protein of 216 amino acids. NCBI's taxonomy places the organism in Eukaryota, Metazoa, Chordata, Actinopteri, Cypriniformes, Nemacheilidae. The record is from RefSeq and is a predicted model, not a curated record.